This is a messenger RNA of Porites lobata, 4823 nucleotides long. The record is from the annotation of a GenBank genome assembly. NCBI's taxonomy places the organism in Eukaryota, Metazoa, Cnidaria, Anthozoa, Scleractinia, Poritidae.
AUGAAGUUCAACAGCAUCCUUCUGCAUAUGCUCAUCUGCUGUUUCUCCGAGAAGGCUAUAGCAAGUCAAUGUAAGGCAGCUUCUUACUCCGUACAAGAUCACGUGCUUAUAAACCACGCCAUCAAGGCCGGGCCGGCAGAGCUGAUUGAACAGUGCAUCUCUCGGUGCAUCAAACAUCCCGGUUGCCAUAGCAGCAAUUUUUAUAGAAAGAGAGGAUGGUGUGAACUGAAUGAUAAAACGCAGGCUUCUCACCCUGAAGAUAUGAGACAAGUUCGAUUUACAAACUACAUGGAGAAUACUCUCAGACCUUUUACCUGCAUCACCCACCCAGAUUGUGGCAGUAAUUUGAUCUGUUCUUUAUCGAAGUGCGUAGGUGAGUUGAUAACGGUUCGCCACCAGGUAUAAGUAAUCUCUUGAUGCAAAAUUAUAAAUGGGCAGUACGGUGCAUAGUGUGCUUAGCUGGGCGAUUUCUUGCGCGCUGAUCAGUCGAGGUUUCUCUUGUUGAAGAGCGUAGCUAGUUCGGCGGCGGGUAACUGCCAGCCGGUUAUUAAAAAGCUUAAAAAAUUUGCAACUUCACACGAUCUUACGCAACUCAUUACUGAGGCCACCCGAGUGACGGAAACCUGUCAAUCCUUGCUUGACGUGAUUUUAGUGAACAAUGAUCACCGCAUCAAUGACUCCGGUGUUGUUCCUGUUUCGCUGAGUGAUCACUACCUCGUCUAUUGUGUUUUAAAAGCAGGUGUAAUUAAGGCACCACCGAAGACAAUUGAAUACCGCUCUUAUAAAAACUUUGAUGCGAACACCUUCCUAGCGGACUUGAAUAACGUCCCAUGGCACAUCAUUGAAAACGAGGAAGACAUCGACGACGCCGUGUUUAUUUGGAAUCACUUGUUUUCUGAAAUAGCUGACCUGCAUGCGCCCGUGAAAAGGCGAAGAAUACGAGGUGUUCCGCUCCCGUGGUUGAAUGAUACAAUCAGUGAGGUGAUGAAGGAUCGUGAUUUUCACCAUCGUAAAGCCGUGAAAACCAAUUCUGCUUUUCACUGGGCUCGCUAUAGAAAGUUAAGAAAUAGGGUCAAUCGUGAAGUCAAGGCAGCAAAAUCCAAGUAUUAUUGUGACUUGAUUUUAGAGGCUAAAGGGGAUUCAGGAAAGAUCUGGAAGGCGGUGAAUGAGGUGUCUUCGCGCAAGACUAAAUCCUCGAGCCCACAAUGUAUCGUAGUUGAUGGUGUUGAACACACCACCCCAGCCUCUAUUGCAUCCGUGCUCAACUGUUAUUUCUCAUCCAUUGGCAGAAGUCUUGCAAAUAAAAUAUCAGCUGCUGCUAUGUUCCCAGUCAGAUCGGCCACGAUGCUACAGUCUUUCUCGCUUGACGAAGUUGAUGAGAAAACAGUACUCAAGCAUCUGCUUUCUCUAAAGACAAAUAAAGCUAUUGGCUUGGACAACAUCAGUGCGAGACUUUUAAAGUGUGGCGCGCGUGCUAUUUGUCCCUCGAUCACCAAGUUACUGAAUCUCCCCAGUAUUCGCACUGGCAAUUUUCCUGAAAUAUGGAAAUGCUCGAAAGUGGCUGCACUUUUCAAAACUGGAGAUAGGAGAGAUGCGUCAAAUUAUCGCCCAAUUUCUAUUCUGCCAACAAUGAGUAAAAUUCUGGAAAAAGUCGUCCAUUCCCAAUUCUAUGACUUUCUGAAUUCAAAUAAUCUCCUUUCAAGCAAACAAUUUGGCUUCCGUCCCAAACUGUCUACAACAUCGGCUCUCACCAGUUUUGCAGAUGAGGUCCUAUUGCAUAUGGAGAGUGGAGAACUGUGCGGUGCAGUGUUCCUAGAUCUGACCAAGGCAUUCGAUACCGUUGACCAUACGAUCUUGCUAUCUAAAUUGUCGGCUAUCGAUGUCUCGCCCAGCACUCUACAGUGGUUCAAGUCUUACCUGAAUCAUCGUAAACAGCGGACUGCCUGUAGCGAUGCUGUGUCUGACCCUCUCCCGAUGACCUUUGGGGUGCCACAGGGGAGCAUUCUAGGACCGCUUCUCUUCUUGGUUUAUAUUAAUGACCUUCCGCUGGUUAUAAAGAAUUGCGAAGUGACUUUGUAUGCUGAUGACACGGUCCUGUACUACUUUGCUAAAGAGCCACACCUGUUAGAAGAGGCACUGAAUGAUGAUCUCUUGAAAGUUGCCCAGUGGUUACAUGGAAAUAAGUUAACUUUAAAUCUUACUAAGACGAAAUCCAUGAUUAUAGGCAGUAAUAGGAAACUUGUUGGUAUUUCCUCUUUCACGUUAUCUAUUUUUGACACUGAUAUAAAUUCUGUAAGUAGUUUUAAAUAUUUGGGAGUUAUGUUGUCUUCAACUUUCACAUGGUCCGACCAUAUUGAGUAUAUUUCAUGUAAGGUUAAUAAAAACCUUGGUCUUCUACGUAGGAUUAAGUAUUAUUUACCUUAUGAUGCCCGGUUACUUUUUUUAUAAUAGCUUAGUGCUACCUAUUUUUGAUUAUGCUGAUUUAGUCUGGGGUGACAAGGACAAUGUCUCACUUAUGAAGGAAUUGCAAAUUCUCCAAAACAAAGCAGCUAAGUUGAUAUUAGAUAGAUCACCUCACCCUCAUCCACCGAUGCAUUGAUUGUCUUGAGAUGGCUGAAUCUUGAAGAACGUAGGAAAUGUCAUCGAUGUAUAUAUGCAUACAAGUGUAUUAAUGGCCAACUUAAUCAUUCUUUGGACAUUGUAAGAAAGAGUGAUAUACAUUCCUACAAUACGCGCAAUAACGAUACUAUCAAGCUCCCCCAAAAUUAAAUAUAAUUGGGGAAAACAACGUUCAUUGGUACCACUGUUUCAAAGACUUUAAUGAAUUAGAGAGAACUGUAAGAAACUCAGCAAGUUUUCCAAUUUUUAAGAAGUGUCUUUUUUUCUGCUUUUUAUAAUUGAGUACUUGUAGUGUGUAUGUUUUAAUUAUUUCUGUAACUCGAUUUUAGCUUGAAUUUUUUUUUUUUUUUUUUUUUUUUUUUUUGUAUCAUAUAUUUCGAUUUUAGCUUAACCUUUUUAUAUUUUAAUUGUAUUAUAUAAUAUACAUCUCGUAAUUAGGACCUCUAUGUAAACCACUCUUGUGAUGGAGCAUCCUAUUAAAAGAUUGUUAUUAUUAAAGAAACGUCUUGACCUCUAAGGGUCCCACUUUCUAUAAGAGGCGAGCCACCCAGGUUAGCCGGGAUGGCUUGCUUAACAGGACUGGCUCGGCUCAUACCUUGUUUCCUUUUAAAAACUGUCGUUGUUUUUAUGUAUGAAAAGGCGGACCGGCCGGACUGCUUGCCGAGAUCUCGGCUCAUCGCCUCUGAUCGGCAAGCCAGGCCAUCCCAGUUUACUCAUAUAAACAUAACGACAAUUUUAAAAGGAAGCAAAGUAUAAGCCAAUUCAAACUUGGCUAAACUCAUACAAACAGGCCCUAUAGAGUCUGUCUUAUGGUACUAAGUGUACAUUGUGCACACGAUGUAAAAUCGGUCACCGCUCUUCUUUAUUCACCUUUAUUUUACGUCUCUGAUACCUUGGCCCCUGGACCCGGGUUGUGAACCUUUAUACAUCGAAUAGAAUCGAUCGAGAGCUGUUCACACAUUGGUUUUAAAACAGAUCAAACGUGUUGUUUGAGCGUUGUCCAACCAAUUGUUAGUUGGUGUUGAAUCCAUACAACGGGACCAAAUAAGUUUCAACUCUUUCAUUUUACUAAUUAAAAAUAGAUCCAGCAUCAUCAAUCAAGAUCAAGUCAACGCCCAAAAAGGUGCUUAUUUGGAUCCAGAAAUGACAAUGGCCGAGAUCAAUAAAGCCAGUGAACGCAUAUCGAUCUUUCAUAUAUCCAGAGUUCAGUUUAAGUUACAUGUAGCCAUAACUUGACGUAAAAUAAUAAGGUUUUUAUUUUGCCAAUCGAAAUUUUGGAUUUUAUUUACAGAAUGCAGUAUUUAUGCACUUGGAAUGGAAAACGAUCUCUUGCCGAAUUCUGCCAUCACAGCCUCCUCGGUAUGGCUGAGCCCUGCUGGACACGAGUCUUGGAGAGCCCGUCUCAAUAAUGUUCCAAAUGGGCACGCAGGAUGCUGGGCAGCGGGAAAUAAUAAAGUCGGCGAGUGGCUACAAAUUGACUUGAGGAAGGAGAGGCUGCUGACAAAACUUGCCACACAGGGGAGGCCUGCCUCGGAUCAACGGGUGACGUCAUACAACCUUUGGUUCAGCUCAGACAACGUCAAAUGGGAAGAAUACAAGGAAAAUGGAGUUGUAAAGGUAUGCGAUGCUGAUUUAAUCAACAAGAAUCCCACGUGACCCGGUCACCAAGAAAUGAGGGGAGGUCUCAUGACAGAACCCUAACGUGCCCUAAGGUUCUUUUUUUUUCAAUGACUGUGACCACUCUUUUAUAUUAAAAGAUUUUCCUCGUGAUCUAGGAGAAGAGGAUGACCAGGCCAUCAAAAUAACUUACCAAAUUCAUGCAGCUCUACUUAAAUGUUGUUGUAAGCACUGAAUCCACAUCGAAUAACGUCAGUGCGCAUGGCAGAAAUUGAGUAUGCACUAGUCGUUACUGAGCCACAGCCCGAAUAGUAUUCAAGCAAACAAUAAAAUUAAGUAUAAUCGUAAUUAAUUGAGAUAUUUCUCAAUUUUUUCACCAAUAAGUUUUAACGUUUGCAGUUUUAUAUGGUCAUCUAUUACUGUUCUUCUUACUUUUGCAGGUUUUCACUGGAAACUCGGACAGCAACACAAUUGUGUCACACGUUUUAAAGGCAAAGUUCACGACCAGAUACGUGCGAUUUGUUGUGCAGACGUGGUAUGAGCAUAUAUCCAUGCGAGUGGAGCUGUACGGCUGUGCUGAAUCAUAG